Messenger RNA from Acanthosepion pharaonis, 4248 nucleotides. The record is from the annotation of a GenBank genome assembly. NCBI's taxonomy places the organism in Eukaryota, Metazoa, Mollusca, Cephalopoda, Sepiida, Sepiidae.
AUGGAAGGUUGCUGGAGAAAAUGGUUUGGUUUGAAGCUCCCAGCAGUGGGUAUGAUGGAACACCGGAAUGCUGAAUCUAUCCAGGAUGAAAACGUUCAAGCUGCAUCUCCGGUGCACCAUCAAUACAGCAGGGAGAGGCUCCUGGAGUUGAAGAAAGUACCAGCUGCCAGAAGCAAACCAUGUGGACUUUCGAAAGAAUUUUAUACACCUGAUGGUAUUUGGGAUCCUGAAAAGUGGUUCAAGGCUUUCAGUGCUUCCCGAGAAGGCUCACCAUUGACAGUCGGUGAUGGACGGGAACGCCGGCGCCCUACUGACCUUGACAGAGAAUCUCUGUUCAGGCGUCGACUUUCCGAUCCUAAAGAACGUUUGAGGGAAGAAAGAGAUUGUAUUGUGCUAAGCCCUCAACGGAGAAGCUUUGGAACUGGCUGCCAUGUAACACUUUCGGGCAUAGGGAGACAGAUCAGUUGUCCACCAGACUUCAAGGAUUCGGGAGGGCAAAGCAGAGAACGAACUCGUAGAAUUGGCAGUGGUCGUAUUCAAUUAGAAAAAGAUCACAACUCCAGAUAUGAUAACCGUGAGGAACGCUUUGAAAGAAAUGACAGUCGAGCAGAAGGUUUCAGGUCUAGUGUACACGACAGGAGAGACCUAUCUCAUCGUAGGAUGAAUCCUUCUGGUAGACGUCGCAGUUUUCGUCGGCAAGAAGAGGAUGCCACUCCAGAGUGGUUCACAGACGGGCCAAACAGCCAGGCUGACACCAUUGAAUUACGAGGUUUUGAUGGUGUCGGGGACCAGCAAGAGGAAGAUAUUGAAGAAGAACUUCAGAUUGGAGGUGUCAAUCGAAAGGAAUUCCUUGAACAUAUUGAUGAAGAAAAUAUAUCUAACAUCAGUGUUUCAGAAAGGAAUGGUAGUCUGGAAACAAAUGAGUCCAGCUCUCCUGAAGAUUCUCCUCCCUCUGACAAUGUCCAUGGAACUCCUCCACAGACAUCCUCUCUGUUUGAUUUUGAUCAAUUUAUUCAAAUCCACAUCCCCAUGCUUGGUUUGAUGCCUGAUGGUGGUGGCGAGGAAUCAGAAGCCAAUCAAGGUAGCAGGUUCAGUCGCUGGUUCAGUCGAGCAUCGAACCAAGGCAGUCGUACCAACAGUAGACGGUCCUCUCUUACUGAUGAAAAUGGUUUCCUUCAAGAUCUGAUAGAAACCCAAAGUCCAACCACAAUUUCUUCUUCCUCCACCUCCCCUACAGUGCUGGGGACAUUAAGUUUACCUCCACCCUCGCAGGACCCUCAUCUCCAACAGCAUUCAUCUCUUCUCCGUCAGUCCCAUACAUCAGCUGCACUAUCCCAACAGUCACAUCCACCACAGCCAUUGCAACAGGCUCCACCACAGUUACAUCAACAAUUACAUCAACAACAUGAGGACAAGAACCCAUCUUUGUUUUCUGUGAGCACUCAUCCAUUGGAUAGAAGCUCUCCUCCUUCACCACAACACAAAAAGGACUGUCAACCCCCUGCCCUCCCCUCCCCCACAACUGUUGCCUCGACACAUUCGACUAACAUUCUUCAGUGCAAGAUGAGCCUGUUGGACUCAUAUAAUCAGCAUCAGCCCAAGAACUCUGUGCUGAACUCCCUUUUCAGUUUAAACAGUGCCAUGAUGGAAAAACCAGAUGCAGGUCGCAGUUGUAGUCCUAGUGGUCCGGGUGUAAGUGCCCAGGAUGCAUCUGCUCAGCUAAAAGCAUUACUGUUUGGUAAAGAAAGAAAUGAAAGUGUUAGUGCUUCUCCAACUCCAAAUAUGCCACCUUACAAUAUGCCUGGACAAGUGAAGACUUUGGCUGAAAUUGAGGCUGACAUGCACCAACCACCAAGCAAUAACGGUAUAGUGUCUGUCAGUCCUGUCAUGGAGGUACCCGAUUGUAGUGGGGACAUGUCUGCAUUUAACAAACUUCUAUCCAUGAUGAAGGCAGCAGCAGUAGAUAGUUCAAAGACUCAAAUGCAGGAUAGAUCACCAGCCACCAGUGUUCCUCCACCUCAAACCAUUCCUUAUAAUUUGAUAUCGGGUCAGAAUGAGUUUCUACAUGCCCUGAGUCGUAAUAAGGAACGUCAACUUCAAAUCCAGCAACAGACGUUGCAGCAGAUCAGGAUGCAACAGAUGCAACAACAAAUGCAGCAACAAGCUAGUCAAUCACAGCAGCAUUCGGCAGGACCACCACCACCUCCCCCUACUACGGGUGGCAGUGGGACCACAGUAGGCAAUGCUACAAUUAGUUGCACCCAGUAUCCAUCUGGGCAGCAGGCAUCAUCAGAUGCCAUUUUGAAUUUCAUUAAACAAAACCCUGCCAUCAUCACCAAGCCUGCCUCUCCCAGCCCACAAUUAGCUGCAGUCUUACAGCAGACAGCAUCAAGGACCCAGUCUCCAGGAGCGCCACCUCUUCAUUCAGGGCCACCAACACAGUUUUUGCAACAGAAUUUGCUGGCAGCCCAACAGAGUCCUAUGCACUCAACAUCCCAACAAAGAAUACCUUCUCCAAUCAUGUUCAGCCAACAACCUCCUGUUCAUUUAAGUGCUCCAGCACCAGUGCACCCAAGUCCACUUGUGCAGAGUAGCCUUGCUCAACCAGUCAAUACAAACCUAACUAAUGUGGGUAGCGUACGUCCACAAGGUUUGCUGCACAGAGUGACGAGCCCCCAGGAAAUGGCUUCUGUACAGUCUCAAGUUUUAACACAAAUCGCCAUCAAGAAAAAGAAAGAACUUGAUGAUCAGAAGGAACGUAUUCUUAGAAAACAGCAAGCGGAUAGGUCAAAAUCACCUGUUCAUUUUCUAAACCAGAGAGGAAUACCUACACCUGUGAAUGUUAAUAGCAACAAAACCUCAGUAUCUGUAUCUUUUACCCCAACCUCAGUGAUCCGCAAAAUGCACUCAGAAAAAGCUGUGGAAAAAGAGCGUCAGGCCAAACAGGAUGGAUGCAAUACAAACAGUUAUUCAGCUCAAAAGUCUCUCGUUAAGAGUCAAAUGUUUGGUGACAAUGUUUUGAAAGAUGUCUACCUCAACAGCUGUGCUGAGCUGACAUCUAAUGGCAGUCAAAUGCAUGGCUCAUGUGAUAGUGGCGAUAAGGAGCUUAGUGAUUCCUAUGGUCCUGGGUCAAUGAACGGCCCCUCUCUGAAGAAUCAGGAUGGUGGAGCAGCAGUGAGCAUUGUUAAUCUCUCUCAUGGUCAGCAACAGUCCCAUACCAACCUUCCGAUGGAUUCCAGCAUUGUUGCAGGGAGCAUGAACAUCAAUGUCACCAGCAGUUCUUCGGUAACUUCCUCUCCAACUUCAUCUGCAAAGUCUUCUAAGUCCACUAGUCAUGAUACAUCAUUAUCAGGCAAUGCCGGGGAAAUACUGGCAGCACAGCUUCUCAACCAUGAACAAAAUUCAAGUCCUUCUCAAGCAUCUUCAAGCAGCCCGUGUGACCAGUCCAAAUCUGUUAGAGCCCUAAUGGGCCAAGGCAUGAUGCAGAAUCUCUCGGUGCAUAUGCAGCAAAAUGUACCGUCCACUGCUGCUACCAGUGCAGCCCAACAGUUAACUGCAACUUUAGCUGGACGGCCUAUUGUUAAAGGCAAUAUGAAGUCUGCAAAUCCUCUUUGUCCAGUUGCUGGCCUACAGUCUUUGCCUUCAGCGGCCGCUGCUGGCAUUGCCCGCUCCCUCAGUCUGAACAGCACUUCAUCUCCAUUUGGCAUUCCAGUCAACAGCCGAGUGCCUCCUCCUCUGCAGUCAAAUGCCAUCCCACCCAACAUUGGAGUGCACCCUGCCAAUAUUCAGAUGCAGUUAAUGUUUCAAGGAAUGAAUCCAUUGGCUGCAAUGCAUGCUCAUCGUUCUGCAGGACUAGAAUCUCGUUUUCCUAGUGGUAUGAGAGGUGUGUACCCUGGUAUGGUAGCACCAAUGUUAAGUUCAAGAGCCUCAUUGGCGGCAGCGGCAGCUUCUUCCAUUGGAGUACCUUCGAAUCCAGCAGCUGGAGGAGUCGUCAAUGUUGGAGUGGGACGAGCUGUCUCACCACAAAUCCCUUCUCUUCAUAAACAAGUGACUGUUCCUGGUAACAAUGGCCAGAAAACAAGUCUUCAAUCAUUGGGUCUGUCCAACACUGGUGGUGCGGAUGUGCUAAAGUGGUUUGACAGUGAAGUUCUUCGAAACCAGCUUCCCAACAUGCCAUUGCCACCCCAGGGACAGAAAGUUGUCACAGUGGAUGAACUUGAACGCUGCCAACAAGCAGUGUCUAAUUAA